Molecule: messenger RNA, 1182 nt
Organism: Drosophila willistoni
Lineage: Eukaryota; Metazoa; Arthropoda; Insecta; Diptera; Drosophilidae
Gene: ATPsyngamma
Product: ATP synthase subunit gamma, mitochondrial
Exons: 2
Coding region: 87-980 (297 amino acids)
Biological process (GO): proton motive force-driven ATP synthesis
Molecular function (GO): proton-transporting ATP synthase activity, rotational mechanism
Source: RefSeq, a predicted model, not a curated record
CAAGGUGGCAACCACAAGCUGUGUCAUAACACUCGUUAUCGUGCAGCCAACUUAACGCAGGGAAAACUUCAACAACAGCUCACAGGAUGAUGAUGCAACGUUCAACGGUUUUGCUGCCGCUGGCUAUUGAAGCCACCCUUCAGGCCCAGCAGCAGCGUGGCAUGGCCACCUUGAAGGCAAUCUCCAUUCGUCUGAAAUCCGUGAAGAACAUUCAGAAAAUUACGCAAUCAAUGAAGAUGGUGUCCGCUGCCAAAUAUGCCCGUGCCGAGCGUGAUUUGAAGGCGGCGCGUCCCUACGGCGUUGGUGCUCAGCAAUUUUUCGAGAAAACUGAAAUCCAGGCCGACGAGAAGGCCGAGCCCAAGAAGCUGCUGAUCGCCAUGACAUCUGACCGUGGUCUCUGUGGUGCCGUUCACACCGGUGUUGCCCGUCAGAUCCGUGCAGAGCUGGCUAUUGACGAUGUCAACACCAGGGUGUUCUGUGUAGGCGAUAAGUCGCGUUCCAUUCUGUCCCGUCUGUACGGCAAGAAUAUCCUGAUGGUGGCCAAUGAAAUCGGCCGCUUGCCACCUACCUUCUUGGACGCCUCAAAGAUUGCCCACGAAGUGCUUCAGACUGGCUACGAUUAUACCGAGGGCAAGAUUGUGUACAACAGAUUCAAGUCCGUGGUUUCGUACCAGUGCUCCUCACUGCCCAUCUUCAGUGGCCCAACUGUGGAGAAGUCCGAGAAGUUGGCCGUUUAUGACUCGCUCGAUAGCGAUGUCGUCAAAAGCUAUUUGGAGUUCUCGCUGGCCUCGCUCAUCUUCUACACCAUGAAGGAGGGAGCAUGCUCGGAGCAAUCCUCCCGUAUGACGGCUAUGGACAAUGCUUCCAAGAACGCCGGCGAGAUGAUUGACAAGCUGACUCUCACAUUCAACCGCACCAGACAGGCGGUCAUUACCCGCGAGUUGAUUGAAAUCAUCUCCGGUGCCGCCGCUUUGACAUAAGGAGGAGAAGGGAAAGGGAUUCGCCCACAAAUGCCCAACCAAUUGCGAUUGCGAUUACGAUUCAAGGCGCCUAAUCUAAUUUUAGGACUGGGGCCUUACCCAAGAAUAAUGUUAUAAACUAUCAGAAUUAAUAAAUGUGGAUCGAACGAAUUAAAAACCUUUCAUUAUAUUGUAAAGUGCAAAAAGUGAAAGCCAAAAUGUA